Messenger RNA from Cotesia congregata, 1014 nucleotides. NCBI's taxonomy places the organism in Eukaryota, Metazoa, Arthropoda, Insecta, Hymenoptera, Braconidae. The record is from the annotation of a GenBank genome assembly.
AUGAGCAAUACAACUCGAACCUCUUCUUCUGAUCCAAAAAACGAUCCUGUGGUGCUGUGGCUUCAAGGCGGACCUGGUGCGACAUCUCUUUGGGCGCUCGUCUACCAAAAUGGGCCCUUCAAAAUCCACAACAACAAAAUUUUAUCAAUACGUCAGUACAGUUACAGCAGCAAUCAUAACCUGAUUUACAUCGACAGUCCAGUUGGCAACCCUCUGUUCAUCAGCGGUGAAUGUUACGCUGGGAAAUACAUCCCUGCCUUUUCGUACCUGAUCCACCAGAAGAACCCCACUGCUAAGAUCAAAAUCAACCUGAAAGGUCUUAUCGUCGGCAACGGGUUCGUGGACCCCAUCAGUCAAAUGCACUUUGGGAACCACUUGCACGAAAUCGGACUGCUGGACCUGAACGGCAAGGUUCGCUUUAACUUGUACGAAGAGAAAAUACGGUCCUUGAUUAAAAGCAAUCAACUCACAACCGCUUUAGAGGUUCCCAAUGAACUCCUCUUCAACUUCCCUUCUGUGCUUUCAAUUCUAACAGGGUUCAAAAGCUACCUUUUCAAUUAUUUGGACAACCAAAAUUCAGAUGACUGGGAUGCUUUGGUGGACUGGAUUCAGCGUCCUGAUGUUCGAGCUGCUAUUCAUGUUAGCUAUGACACUCCUUUCAAGAUAAUUAACCCAAUAAUCCUGAAAUACUUGCAGCAUGAGUUUAUGAAAUCGGAGGCUGAUAAGAUAGCUGCGCUGCUUCCUGAAUACAGGGUUAUCUUUUAUAAUGGGCAACUGGAUAUGAUUAUUCCUUAUUCUUCUAUAGAGACUGCUUUGCUAAAUUUACAGUGGGAAGGAGGUGAUGAGUUCAAAAAAGCUUCUAGAAGUGUUUGGUGGAGUGGUGAUGAGUUAGCGGGUUAUGUUACGAAAGUGUGGAAUCUAAAUUUUGUAUUAAUUCGUAAUGCUGGACAUGCUUCUGGAGUUUAUCAACCGAAGUGGGUUUUAGAAAUGAUCACUCAAUUUACUCAUAAUUGA